Molecule: messenger RNA, 4509 nt
Organism: Adelges cooleyi (spruce gall adelgid)
Lineage: Eukaryota; Metazoa; Arthropoda; Insecta; Hemiptera; Adelgidae
Product: C2 domain-containing protein 5
Exons: 21
Coding region: 256-4299 (1347 amino acids)
Biological process (GO): intracellular protein transmembrane transport; protein localization to plasma membrane; positive regulation of D-glucose transmembrane transport
Cellular component (GO): plasma membrane
Molecular function (GO): calcium ion binding; calcium-dependent phospholipid binding
Source: RefSeq, a predicted model, not a curated record
CUUUAUUUUUAAUGUUUACAAGAAGUGUAGAAAGUUGUGACCGGUUAGCAGUUUUACGUUUUAUUAUUAUUAUUAUUCUGUGCUUUUACAAUAUUAUAUAUACCAUAUGGUAUAUUUAAAAAUGAACACAAUUUGUUGUUCAUGCUAAUGAUCAUUCAUUAAUCAUCGUUACCGAUUGACACUUAGGUGAACCUCAAUCGUUCAAGAAAAAAAUGGAGUAAUUUCUGAAACUAAGGGUAAUAGAAUAAGAAUAAGAUGCCUGGUAAAGUGAAAGUUCGUGUUUUGGCUGGCCGAAAUUUGCCUGUCAUGGAUCGAUCCAGUGACACUACUGAUGCUUAUGUUGAAGUAAAACUAGGAAGUACUACAUACAAAACUGAUGUUUGCAGAAAGUCAUUAAAUCCUCAGUGGAACUCUGAGUGGUAUAAAUUUGAAUUGGAUGAUACAGAGCUUCAGGAUGAACCACUACAAAUUAGAAUCAUGGAUCACGAUACAUAUUCUGCCAAUGACGCUAUUGGAAAGGUUUACUUUAAUUUAAAUCCAUUACUUUUACCACAACCAACCGUUGUUCAGUUAUCGGGACAGCAAACAUUAGCCGAAACUCUGAUAUCAAAUCAAAGUCAAACUACAGGAGGCUCUGUAGUGUCUGGAUGGUUUCCUGUUUUUGAUACCAUGCAUGGUAUUCGAGGGGAAGUCCAUAUCAUUAUCAAAGUUGAGCUCUUCUCUGAUUUUAAUAGAUUUCGCCAAUCCUCGUGUGGAAUUCAAUUUUUUUAUUCUGGAGCUGGCAUUACUGCGCACACAGAAUGGGUACACGGUUUUGUUGAAGAAUUAGUCGUCGAAGAUGAUCCAGAAUAUCAGUGGCUAGAUAAACUUCGUACACCCAGAGCAACUAAUGAAGCACGCCAGACUAUAUUUUUGAAACUUUCAAAUGAAGUGCAACGGCGGAUUGGUUUAAAAGUCCUUGAAUUAGGAGCCAAUGCAGUUAUUGGUUAUAACCAAUAUUUUGAUUUGGAAGGCGAAUCUGGAAUUGUAGUUCGCGGUAUUGGAACAGCUGUUACAUUAGUUCGCCAUUUAACUUUACCAUCGGUUAAUUUAAAUGUGCCUUCAACAAUCGACGAUUUGGAUUUUCCUAAUUAUUUAUCAUCGAUUGAUAAUAAUAACUGUACUAGCACACUAAUAAACAACAGUAUAAACUCCUGUCCAAUUCGUAAAGUGUCUCCUAACAUUUUAAAAUCAAAUACAGUCGAUUUUGCUGAAUUAUCGAGUAUGAAAAGCCUGUUUGACCAAGAAGAUAGGCGCAAAUCAAAAGUAAAACGCCAAAAUCGUUUCUUAAAAGCUUUUCAAAACACACAACAUAAGCUUAAAAAAAAACAUAAGUAUUCGGCUUCUGUCGAAUCGGCAAGUUCAUCAUCCGAUCACGAUAGGCACUAUAAUACUUGUAAUUCAGCUUUAGGAUUUUUGGCUCAAGCAACCCUAGAAAUAAAUUCCUCAUUUGAAAUGCCAUCAGAGUCUGAUGAAACUCAUGCUCAAACUUUCAAAAGACAACUCGUUAGACAACCUAGUGUUGAAACGCAAGCCUCAAAAUUAUCUUUAGAAUAUUUAUUUCACCGUGAUGCACAAGGUUUUCAAAAAGAUGGAAACAAGUUGCCUGAUAUUGUAUUGCCAUCAUCAAGUUCGUUAAAUUCUAAUUCUGAUUCAACAGCAGAGUCUGAAGUGGCUAUUGGGUUUGACUCCUCCGAUCUCAAUGUAAGAGAUUUGUCUCCCGGCAUUUCUGAUAAUCCAACUUAUUAUUCAGACUCGUCAGGCUCUGAGGAUCAUGAUUCACUGGAUUUAGUGAGCACCAAUUCUGAGUCUUUAUCCCAUACACCUCCGCUUUCAAGAAUCGUCACCAAAGACAGGCCUGAAACACCACCACUUUCAAAAAUUGUGUAUCUAAGUCACACUAAAUCAAGUUUUCUUAGUCCUUUAACAGAUAUGUCCAGGAGCGUGUCACCUUAUAACUCUAGUAGUUUUAGUAAUUCACAGAGUACAGUUUUACACAGCACACCACCUCCAACAGUGGUUUCUAAUAACGAUGUAGAAUGUACCAUUAACAAUGAACCCAGCUUAAUAGAACCCGAAGAAAAUGUGUGUAGCGCUUUUUCUGAUAUUAUAACUGCAUCAGAGUGUUCUCCGCAUGCUUCUAACUGUGAUGACAGGAAUGGAGAAAUGGCUGAGUCGCCUGUCAAAGUCGCACACCUUCAGAUGCAUCGAAGGUCGUCGGACUCUGAAAUCAGUAGCGUUCAAAAAGGUACGAGUCUAACCGGAAGCUGUGGCUCAACGUCCAGUUCACAUCGUGUCCACGGACAUGCUAUGUUUCAUCGAUCGAUCUUAAGCAAAGAUACUCUGGAUGCAAUGGAAUACCCAUUUCUUACGAUGACCAAAUAUCCUCCUGGUUUUAUUGUACACAUAGGCGGAAUGGUGAAUGCGAAGUCAGUAAAAUUACUCGAACGUAUGUCAAACAUGGAAGAGCCAGAAAGUAGAGAUUCGUGGUGGAGUGAGUUAAGACUUGAAAUGAGAUCUCACGCUAGAGCACUGUCUUGUAAUGUCGUUUUAGGAUAUACAGAACAUACAGCCAUAUGUGAUGAUGUAUGUGUGCUGAGCGCUAUGGGGACAGCCGCAGUAGUAAAUCUUAUUCCAUCGGUGAAUCCCAGUGGAUAUUUUGCUGGUAUAUAUCCUAGUGCACCUCUUGCCGAAAUCCCGGAACCCAAAGCCACAAAUACACACUCUUGUUCUAACAGACUACAUAAACACUCGGUAAGUGGAAGUCACGAGAAGUUAGAUACAACGUGUUCAGUUUGCCAUAUACCAUAUAACGAGCUAAAUGUACCAUUUUCCAUGAACAUGAAGUAUUGUUCUUGUUGCAAACGUCACAAAGUUCCUCAUAUACUAUUGUCGUCGUUGGAACCUAUGGAAAGGCUUUCUAUUAUUGGCACGGGUACUUUACUGCAAACUUUUGUUUGUCGAACAAAACGGGAUCUUAAAGGAGAAAUGAAUGCUAAAGAAAUAUCGGAUGGCUUACCAUUCUUAGAGUAUGAACUCCACAGCCAGCUAUUAAAUAAAUUACGAGUCAAAGGAAUGAAUGCAAUAUUUGGGUUAAAAGUACAAGUUUGUCUUGGAGAACGAGUUGUUUCUUUACACGCUACCGGUACUGCAAUGUAUGUUGCAUGUUUACCCGAGCCUCCUUUGCCACUAGUAAAAGCUGGAAAAUCUUGGGCUCACCCCGACCAACAACAAGUGUUACGAACCCAAAAAUUACUGAACGAUGCUGUCAUUAAUAAUAGAAGUCACUAUCACCUCAAUCAGAAAGAAGAAGAGCAUGAAAAAACUUCAUCGAAUACUUUUGGUAAAACUUUACCCGAUUUAAACUUGGGUUAUGGAAACAGAGACACUUGUAUUUUGGAGAUGGAUGAUGCAGAAGACGUAGACGUAGUAACCCAACUGUUAGAACCCACUCCUCCUAGCUCUUUUCUACUAUCUAACACAGAUGUACUUCCUGGUACUGGUUCAGAAGUGUUUCCUAUGGAACCAGUAUGUAAUCUUCAGAUGUUUACUCAAGUUUGGCGGUCUAAAGCACAUUAUACUAAUGGAAAUUUCGACAAACAACUUCAACGAAUGCUUCAAGGGUUGUUUUUCAAAUUGAGAAGAAUGACACCGUGCGGUCUGGGUAAACUGUCGUUUAAGAUAGAUAUACCAGAAUUGGAUGAGUUACAAAUAUCAAUAGUCGGUAUGGCGCUAGGCCUGGGUGAAUCGGAUAAAACUACUGCCAAACAAAUUUUGCGAAGAAGACAAUUACCUAUUAAAGAUUUUGAUCAAAAAGCUGAAGAACUAAUUUUUAAAUUAGAAGAAGAGCUUCCAAUAAGUCUGGGAGAAAAAAAAGUUAGAAAAUUUGAAAGAGCCCCACGACAAAGCAGGCUAUCUACACAUGCAGCUCCAAAAGACAGAUACGGGGUGGACAUCACGCCGAUGACUUAUAUUCCUGGUGCCAAAAUUGAACGUUAUCUGGGCAAUUUGAAUUUCUUUUUUAUACGCGAGAGCACGUGUAUAAGAGAAAGCGGUGGUUUAAGUGGAUUUGUUCACUGUUUUGUCGCUGAAGUAAUGGCCAUUGUACGUGCACAUGUAACAGCAUUAGGAGGUAACGCAAUGGUUGCCUACUUCAUGAACGAAUGUAUACUUCUCAAUAAUCCACAUAAAAACCAAGGGCAAUGUUUACUUAACGUGGGAGGCGAUGUCGUCGAAGUAUCAUAUUAUAAUGAUGAUUAAAACAAUGUACUUAGUAAUUGUAUAUCAUGAAACCCUAUAUUAUUUAAUUAUAUUUAUUUAUGCAUAUGUAUAUUUAUUUUUAACAAUUGCCAAAUUUUGAGUGAUCUGUUUUUGUAAUACCUUAGUAUUAUUAGAUUAAUAAUUUUUAUAGUGUACAAUUAUAAUAUUACUUACUAUACAUUUUUUUAAAUUAUAUUUUGUAGCACUGAU